GGUCACUGCGCGCUUGGGGACGCCACAGAGGCGGCGGCGACGACGGCGGCAGCAGGACUCGAGAGCCAUUGUCAGGUCUGCUACCGCGAUCGGCCCGAAAUACGCAGAGGCCCCGGGAGGAGGCAGCGGCCUAUACCGUGACCUAAGGCUAGGCCCCGGCUCGACUCAGCUCGGCCCGGCCUGGAAGCUCGCGUCCGUGGGUAAGGCCCAUCUUCCCGAAGCCUUUCUCCGGCAAUCGCCCCCCCCCCACCGCCACCAUUUCCGCCACCAUUCCCGCCCCGCUGCCCCCCCCUGCGUGCAGGAUGACGAGCAGCAUAGUCGGGGGCAAAUACGAGCUGCUGCGGAAGGUUGGGGCCGGUUCGUUCGGCGACAUCUACCUCGCCAUCAACAUCACGAACGGCGAGGAGGUGGCUGUGAAGCUGGAGUCGCAGAAAGCCAAGCACCCCCAGCUGCUGUACGAGAGCAAGCUGUACAAGGUCCUGCAGGGCGGGGUGGGCAUCCCCCACAUGCGCUGGUACGGCCAGGAGAAGGACUACAACGUCCUCGUCAUGGACCUCCUGGGGCCCAGCCUGGAGGACCUGUUCAAUUUCUGCUCCCGCAGGUUCACCAUGAAAACCGUGCUGAUGCUGGCCGACCAGAUGAUCAGCAGGAUCGAAUAUGUGCAUACCAAGAACUUUAUCCACAGGGACAUCAAGCCUGACAAUUUCCUGAUGGGCAUCGGGGCUCACUGCAACAAGCUCUUUCUCAUUGACUUUGGACUGGCCAAAAAGUACCGAGACAACCGCACCAGGCAGCACAUCCCUUACAGGGAGGAUAAAAACCUCACCGGCACCGCCAGGUAUGCCAGCAUCAAUGCACACCUCGGCAUCGAGCAGAGCCGUCGCGAUGACAUGGAGUCCCUGGGCUACGUGCUGAUGUAUUUUAACAAGAGCAGCCUGCCCUGGCAAGGACUGAAGGCUGCCACCAAGAAGCAGAAGUACGAGAAGAUCAGCGAGAAGAAGAUGUCCACCCCUGUGGAAGUCCUCUGCCAGGGCUUUCCUGCAGAAUUUGCCAUGUAUCUCAACUACUGCCGUGGCCUGCGCUUUGAAGAGGCACCUGAUUACAUGUACCUGAGGCAGCUGUUUCGCAUUCUUUUCAGGACUCUGAACCACCAGUACGACUACACUUUCGAUUGGACAAUGUUAAAGCAGAAAAUGACCUAAAAGGCGGGCCCCUCUAGUGGGGAGGGUGGGCAGACCCCCCGGGCCCUACAGGUUUCCAGGCAUGGAGAGAAAUAUAUGAAGUAGAGCAGAUCAGAGCAGAUCUUGUUACUCCCCAAAUGUAGACAUUUUAGUUCACGUGUACACUUCUAGUGGUGGUGAACAACCAUUUCUUUGGUGUGAAGAAUUUAAUUUCAGUAUAAACUGGCUGUGGUUAACACUAGCCUAGUAUUCAGAGUUGUAGCUGCUGUGUUUGUGAUUGUUAACUGGCAUAGUGAAACAUGAUGUUCAGUUUUCUAUUGCGUUUUUCAAGGGGAAACGUUAACUACAUGGUUAACACACAAGCGGUAGAGAUAAAUUGUGCAUAUGCCAAUUUUCUGUUACCUUUUCUUUUGUUCCAAUUGUAAUCCUGAAUUUGUGCUUUGAGAUCUUGUUUCAAAAGAAUGGCAUGAACAGUUUUCAACCAUGGUUGUGGUAAUUGUAAAUGCUACAAUUGUACACUCGUGGAGUUUUGUUUUUUCCUCCCUGGAGUUUAAAUGUUGUACACUUAAACAUUCUUAAAUCUGUUGGCUUCUGUGUGCAAGGCAGCUGACAAGGUAGCAACCAAAGAUUCCAGUUUUUAAGCAUAUGAAAGACUCUGCCUGCUUAAUGUGCUAGAAAUAACAUCAUCUAAGUGUAAACUUAAGAAAAUCGUAGUGACUACUAGAUUAUCUGUAGUGCUCUGCAUUAACUCUAUAAUGUUCUUGAUAUUUAAAAAAUAGCCUAUUUGUCACAGACGUUUUGUUAACAUCUUAUGAACCUGUAUGUGUUACUUAUAUAAAUGUAAUCAGUGUAAGCAUCUAUAUGAUCUGGAAUUUCAUGUUUAUGUUGAAAUGAGAGUUGUUUUGUUUACAAGUUCAUUAAAAACUAAAAAUUGACUCUGUUUAAAAAAACAAA
Antechinus flavipes (yellow-footed antechinus) is the source of this 2135-nucleotide messenger RNA. Its product is annotated as casein kinase I-like. The record is from RefSeq and is a predicted model, not a curated record. The transcript has a single exon. NCBI's taxonomy places the organism in Eukaryota, Metazoa, Chordata, Mammalia, Dasyuromorphia, Dasyuridae. Gene Ontology annotation, biological process: negative regulation of canonical Wnt signaling pathway; signal transduction; peptidyl-serine phosphorylation. Bases 303 to 1202 code for a protein of 299 amino acids. Gene Ontology annotation, cellular component: nucleus; cytoplasm. Gene Ontology annotation, molecular function: ATP binding; protein serine/threonine kinase activity.